Messenger RNA from Nylanderia fulva, 2216 nucleotides. RefSeq names its product tRNA (adenine(37)-N6)-methyltransferase. The record is from RefSeq and is a predicted model, not a curated record. NCBI's taxonomy places the organism in Eukaryota, Metazoa, Arthropoda, Insecta, Hymenoptera, Formicidae.
ACACAAAUCGACACUGGUCUACAUUUUCAUACGAAGUGUCUCCCUCAUGAUUGAUGAUGCCAAAGACUUUCAGUAGUCAAAAAUUUAAUAUUUGGUAUAUAUCGUGAUCUGUAUAAUUAUAUAUUGAAAACUGUGUACAAACAUAUAUAACGAAGAUGGACUUGACUUGUCAAAAUCCUAGCUUGAGCAUUGAGUAUUUACUCGGUCAAUUAAACACAGCCAGACAAGAGAUUAAUAAUUUAAGGAAACAAGUGAAAGGUCUACGAUAUAUACUCGAUAAGGACGUCGAUGAUAUUAAACGCGUUUUGGAGUUGCAAAAACAUGGGGAAGUCCUUUCACAUUCCAAGCUGAUAACUGUAGAAGAAGCAAAGCCUGGUACAAGUAAAGAUCAAGACAUUCUCAAAUUAAAACCCAUUGGAAUUAUUUCCACUUGGUUCCCCAACAAGAGGGCAACUCCACGGCAAUCUGGAAUAUGUGGGAAGGUUCCAGGGAAAUUAACACUUUAUAAUUCUGUAUUUACAAAUCCGGAUCAUGCAUUGCAGGGUUUGCAAGAUUUUUCACACAUGUGGAUUUUAUUUCAUUUUCAUAGAAACGAUUCAACGCACACUCGUGCAAAAGUUGCACCACCACGAUUAAAUGGGAUAAAAACAGGGGUAUUUUCUACACGUUCUCCACAUCGGCCAUGUCCCAUUGGUCUCAGUUUAGUUAAGAUUUUGAAAAUUGAGAAUUAUACAAUUUAUUUUGAGGGUGUUGAUAUGGUUAAUCAGACCCCUGUUCUGGAUAUAAAACCAUAUAUACCACAGUACGAUAAUCCAUUACACAUUGAGAAAUUAAGUAAUAGACUAAGAGAGAAUAACACAAAUAUCUCAGACACGUUUCAAAAUACAGAAGAAGCCAUUAACUUAAGUGAAGACCAAUCGAUUGAUCUUAAUAUCGAUGAUGCAAACACCAACAGUGGCAGACAAGCUGAAUUUGAUAUUUCCAGAGAUGAGGAAAUAGCUUUAAGGCUCCAGGUAGAAGAAUUUCAAGCGGAUCCAAAUCUUGAUGGCUACGAUAUUGCAAGACAGUCUUCUCAAUCGAUGGAAGCUUAUGCUAAUAAUGCUACUUCAUUACAAACCAAUGCUACAAAUAUUAUGCAUACAGAAACAUCCCAAGAUAGGGCACCUGAUAUGAGAUUAAAUUUAGAUAAUAAUUCUAUUGAGCAGAAUGCUGAAUUAACUGAAUCGCGGACGGAUUCUAGCGAUCUUAGCGAUUUGAAUAACAGGUUACGUGAUGUAGAUCUAAAUAAUUCUAGCAAUGCAGAUUCAGCGUACUUAGAGAGAGACAGUGAAAUAUACUACACUGAGAAUCAGUUUUUACGCAACUCCAGGCUGCUGGACGGAGCAGAUGGUCCGAGCACAGUUUGCGGUACAAAUAUAGAUUUAGUCACUCAUAUGUUACAUGCAAGAGUCGAUAAUUCUCCUGUAAGGAUGGGAAUACGUGAAGCGCCUGAUGGAGAGGAAGGACUCGAGUCUCAGAGCUUGACGCCGUCGCGAACCUUAUCGAAUAUUCACGUAGGGACUAUCGUGUCGUCCGUGCCGAUGAAUACGUCGACGGAGGAUAAUUUUUCUGAGAUAAGGGUACCAAACUGGAUUUCGCAGCCUCGCACAACAGCAUUGUCGGUAAUUUUUAAUGAACGUGCAUUGAUGCAAUUAAACGAGAUUUCAGACAACAAGGUUUUUGAACAAAAACAAGCUAUAGAACAUGUAUUGAGAGAGGAUCCUAGAUCAGUGUACUUGAGGCAGAGAUGGGGUAGUCAAGUUUACACUUUUUUAAUAUACGAUCUGCACAUCACAUGUAGAUUUGACGAUAGUAGAGGUAUUGUUACUGUAUUUCAAGUGCGACGUGCAGGUCGUAUUUGCGUUUGCGGUGAGCCUGAGUGGCAGUGCUUAGGACACUCUCCUUAAUCUUAAUGUAUCAUAUAAAUGAAAUGAAGCAAACAUUUUUUGGGAAACCGGAGAAAAGAACAGCAAAAUACUAUUUCUCUAUCGUGAUUUAGCAUAAGUAAUUUAUGUACAUUUCCAUUUUUUAGAAGUCUUGUAAAAUAAUUUUGCUUUUUAUAUAAUAAUAAUUGUAGCUGAUAGAAUAUUUAUUAUAAUGAUGAAAGUAAUGAAAUUUUUAUGAUUUAAAUUUAACUUUAAUGCAAAUGUACAAGUUCCUACAUUUUGUUAUCAUAU